UAAAAAAAAUUUUAUUAAGGCUGUUCAUUACUUCUGGUUUUAUAAUGGUUUACGCCAAUGAUGAGAGUAGGCCUAAUUCUUAACUUAUCGCUGAAGUCAUAGUCAAGGUUAGGAAACAAACAGAAUUGUUAUGUUUCACGUGCAAAUCUAACUAAUAAAAUAAUAAAGAUAAUAAAAUUAGUAGUAAAGUUAUAAAAAUAAUAAAAUCAAUCAUGUCACAAAAGAAAAAAGUGCUUAUGGUUUGUUUAGGAAAUAUUUGUCGUUCUCCAAUCGCAGAAGCUGUUUUUGAUGAUAAAAUUAAGAAACUUGAUUUAACUAAUCAAUGGGAAGUAAAUAGUGCAGCUCUUAUAGGAUAUCACACUGGUAAAAAUCCAGAUCGGAGAGCUAUGUCUAUAUUAAAACAGAAAGGACUUACAAGUUAUUCUCAUCGUGCUAGACCAAUCACAGUAGAUGAUUUUGAUAAAUAUGAUUGGAUAUUUGGAAUGGAUGUUCAAAAUAUUCAAGAACUAAAUAAAUUAAAACCACAAGGUAGUAAAGCGACAAUUGAAUUGCUUGGAAAAUAUGAUCCACAAAGAGAAACAAUAAUACGUGAUCCUUAUUAUGAUGAUGAUAUCACUGGAUUUGAGAAGGUAUAUGAUCAAUGUGUAAGAAGUAUUACAGCAUUUUUACAAAAGCAAGGCAUAAAGAUGUAGAAUAAUAACUCAACUUAAACCUAGAGAAAAAAAUAUUUAUUUUAAAUAACUAAUUUAUGAGUAUCCUGACAAAAAAUUUAAUGAUAUUUUACUUAUAAGUGAAUAUCAAUUAACUAUAUUAUAAAAGAAAUAAUUACAGACACAAAAAUCAUUUAUAUUAGUGGUACAUAAUAAAAACAUUGCAAUCUUAGAGAAUCGCGAUUCAUAAUUUGCGAACUAUUAAUUUUUAUAAUAUAUAUAAGUAAAUACUACUGUGCUGCAGUCUACUAUGUAUUGUUCUUACCUAACCUUUACAUCUUUACAUCUUACCUAUCUUUACAUCCAUCUUGUAUCUCUUACACUAUCUUUAUCUCAUAAUUUCGUACGACAUGACAGAAAAAAAUAAAGAAAUAGUUGUCGUUCUCCGAUAGCAGAAGCAGUUUUUAAUACAGAAAUUAAAAAAAUGAAUUUAGUUAAUUAUUGGGAAGCAGAUAGUGCAGCAAUUUUAAAAUAUCAUGUA
This is a messenger RNA of Vespula vulgaris, 1191 nucleotides long. RefSeq names its product low molecular weight phosphotyrosine protein phosphatase-like. NCBI's taxonomy places the organism in Eukaryota, Metazoa, Arthropoda, Insecta, Hymenoptera, Vespidae. The transcript is spliced from 6 exons. Gene Ontology annotation, biological process: protein dephosphorylation. The record is from RefSeq and is a predicted model, not a curated record. The coding region runs from base 213 to 692 and encodes 159 amino acids. Gene Ontology annotation, molecular function: acid phosphatase activity; non-membrane spanning protein tyrosine phosphatase activity. Gene Ontology annotation, cellular component: cytoplasm.